Pelobates cultripes (western spadefoot toad) is the source of this 6277-nucleotide messenger RNA. Lineage: Eukaryota; Metazoa; Chordata; Amphibia; Anura; Pelobatidae. The record is from the annotation of a GenBank genome assembly.
AUGCGGGCGCCUUUUUGGACCGGUCGGAAUUCUGUAACAUUCCUGUACGACAUGCCGGAGCACUGCGCAGCAUAUAGCUGCUCUAACCGGCGGACCAUCCCAAACAGGGCUCGGGGGAUCACCUUCCACAAGUAAGACUUAAUAUAACGCUGUCACUGUCCCCUGCUCUCUCAAUCCCUCUAUAUACAGAUAUAAUGAGCACCACACUGCCAGAUAUAAUGAGCACCACACUGCCAGAUAGAAUGAGCACCACACUGCCAGAUAGAAUGACCGCCACACUGCCAGAUAGAAUGAGCACCACACUGCCAGAUAGAAUGAGCACCACACUGCCAGAUAGAAUGAGCACCACACUGCCAGAUAGAAUGAGCACCACACUGCCAGAUAGAAUGAGCACCACACUGCCAGAUAGAAUGAGCACCACACUGCCAGAGAUAAUGACUGCCAGAGAUAAUGACUGCCAGAGAUAAUGACUGCCAGAUAGAAUGACUGCCAGAUAGAAUGACUGCCAGAUAGAAUGACUGCCAGAUAGAAUGACUGCCAGAUAGAAUGACUGCCAGAUAGAAUGACCGCCACACUGCCAGAUAGAAUGAGCACCACACUGCCAGAGAUAAUGAGCACCACACUGCCAGAGAUAAUGAGCGCCACACUGCCAGAGAUAAUGAGCGCCACACUGCCAGAGAUAAUGAGCGCCACACUGCCAGAUAGAAUGAGCGCCACACUGCCAGAUAGAAUGACCGCCACACUGCCAGAUAGAAUGACCGCCACACUGCCAGAUAGAAUGAGCGCCACACUGCCAGAUAGAAUGACCGCCACACUGCCAGAUAGAAUGACCGCCACACUGCCAGAUAGAAUGACCGCCACACUGCCAGAUAUAAUGACCGCCACACCGCCAGAUAUAAUGACCGCCACACCGCCAGAUAGAAUGACCGCCACACCGCCAGAUAGAAUGAGCGCCACACCGCCAGAUAGAAUGAGCGCCACACCGCCAGAUAGAAUGAGCGCCACACCGCCAGAUAGAAUGACCGCCACACCGCCAGAUAGAAUGACCGCCACACCGCCAGAUAUACUACCAUCAGGUACAAAUACCCGAAGGCGGGGAAGAUUUGUCCAUCCCCAGCACACCGGCUAGAUCGGUCACUCCAUCCCGGGGUGACAACGCAAGCCCUGCAUCACUCAGGGCAUGGACCAUUCCUCGGAUCAUGGCCGAACUAAGGAAGAGGAAUAUUCCUUUCCCAGCUAGGAAAGCAGAAUUAUACAGACUGAUGAAUACACAGACUGAUAACUCAGGGGCGGGGGAAGGGUCCAGUGGCAGCCAGUCUUCUGAUCUGCAUACUGUUUUGUCCUCAGUCCUGACUUCUUUGGGCUGUAUUACGGAUAAACUCGACAAGAUGGAUGCAGAUAGCCAUCAACGGUCAUCUUCUCCAUUAGGGAUUCCGGUCGCUACGGUGCGCCUGGACCCCCUACCGGGUAAUAUACCAACCGGUCUGAAAGACCCACAUAUUAUUAAUCCGGCACAUAUGGUGCCUGCAAACACUAAAAAGGACAUCUUGGAAAGGAAGGAUAUCAAUCUGGUAUCACUUCUUAUAGCCUCGCAAAAUGUUCUUGAAAAUAGAACCUAUGCAUAUGGGGAUAUGUCGGUUGUGUUGAAAUCUAGGGACCCCAGGUUGAAUCGAAAACUAUCUAUUCCCGAAUUUGUGUUGACUUUCGGUAUAUACAGAGAUGUGAUAUGCUCUGUAUAUCCGGAUAGGAGAGAAAAAUUGGACCUUUAUCUCCACAAGCUGGUGGAUUUGGGGCACAAGUACGGUGGUACGUCUUUUUACGACUACCACCGUGCCUUUUCCGCAAAGGCGUCGGCCGCUCUAUCUCAGUUCAAUUAUCAAGCUGAUUGGUGUGUGCUUGAUACAGAGCUUUUUUGUCGACACUUUGCGGGCCUCAAAACCCCAGCUUGUGCCAUUUGCUCAUCCAACUCCCACACAGCUAAUCUGUGCCCUAACUCUCCAGAGGUGAAUGCCGUUUUUUCUCCUACUAAUGUGAUGCCCACUGGGAGAACAGGCAGGGUGCUGAAAGAUAAACUAGGCCGUGAUAUAGUGUUUUGGGGAAAAUCGCAAGUCUGUAACAAUUUUAACACUGGCACUUGCAGAUACAGUGCCUGCAGACUACUGCAUGUCUGCUCCCAAUGAUUCAGGGCUCACUCCAAAGUAAUGUGCCCCAAUAAAUUAUAUCCUAAGCAGUACUUAUCGUCUCUUAAUGUCUCCCUACUGGAAGAGCUUUUGUGUGGUCACCCAUCUCGACAUCUCGUUGAGUUUUUGGUGGCAGGAUUUACUUUGAGGUUUCACACGGUAUUAUUCACAUGCCUACGGGAAUCUUGGAAUGUAAAAACUUACAGACAGCCAUCAGCUCCCGACACUAUUGACCUACUUCUCCAGAAGGAAGUUGACCAAGGUUUCUUAAUAGGCCCUUUCGACUGGUGUUAAGUGGCAAGGUUCAUAUUAUUUUUUUACGCGCCUCACGUUUGAUUCUAAGAGCAUCCCCAGGAUUUUUGAUAUAUUUGCUGAGACGUUGUGCUGGAUGCUGCUUAACAUCUGUAAAUGCCCUGCCGUGAUCCAUUACCUGGACGAUUUCUGACCAUAGAAAGGAACCUGGUACCUCCUAGUAGCCUCCUGUCCAUAACACGACUGUUCACACAACUAGGAGUACCUGUUUCACCAACAAAGACUGAAGGUCCAGAUAUGAUCAUCAACUUCUUGGGGGUGGUGCUGGACUCUGUACAUAUGCAGGCUAGCCUCCCCAGGGAGAAGAUUGAACGCAUCCUGGCAGCCAUCGACUUUUACCUAGCAGGUGGCUCAUGUAAUAGGAAGGAGUUACAAUCCCUGUUGGGUUCACUAAAUUUCGCUAUGAAAAUUAUUCCACAGGGGAGAGCGUUCAUAUCCCGUUUGCUUAGCCUAUUUCCCCUAUUGCAAUCUGAUGCCUCCCGCAUUACGUUAGACGUACAUGCCACCGCUGACCUACAUAUGUGGAGGGAAUUUUUGCUAAAUUGGAAUGGGAAAAGCAUUUUUAUCCCGGUAUGGUCAGAUAAGUCGGUGUCAGUCUGGACGGAUGCCGCUGCCACUUCAGGAUUUGCCGCUAUUUGUGGCAAUGAAUGGAUGUGGGGUAAAUGGCCGGGGGAAAUUACUGAGAUCCCCAAGUUCAAGGACACAUCAGCCUUAUUUGAGCUGUAUCCUAUUGUGGCAGCAGCAGUUAAGUGGGGAGCUUGCUGGUCUGGGAAUACGGUGCGUUGCUUCUCGGACAACAUGGCAACGUGCCAUAUUGUAAACAAUGGACGUUCCUCUUCCCUGGCCAUUAUGCGGUUUAUGAGGACUCUCACAUGGCUAGCUGCAAAACACAGUUUUCUUUUAACUUGCAUUCAUGUGCCUGGGGUUCUCAAUAUCGCUGCUGAUCACUUAUUCCCUCCUUGCCGGUAUGCACACUGCAGAAAGCCACAGCAGUUGGCACCUGUGUUUUUCCAGCAUCUAAAGUCUGCAAAGGACACAUGGAAAUUGUUUUAGAAUUUCCUCCAGGCAACAGUUUUCCUAUAAACUGACCUCUCAGUUUGACUUGUGAUGGUAUUGCCCCAGAAUUACAAUAUUGUUAAAGUACCUCUUAGCUAUUGAUAACUGGUUUAAAUAUAGCAGCUUGUUAUCUGGUAGUUUCUAGUGUAGAAAAUAUCAAUCUGUUUUCUAUCACUUAGAUCUGCGUAACAAGUGUUGUAGGUGUGAAACAAUAUUACAAGUGACUGAUGUAGUAAAUUUGAAUCAAAGUUACGCUUCGAUUUGACUCUCAGAUAUGAAGUGAACACCCUAAAAAGUUUUUUAACUUUUUAAAACUCCAAUGUAAGCAGCAGAUUAGCAGCAAAACAAUUAUAUGUUUGUUUACAAGUGUGCAGAAAGCACACUAUUAGACUGCAGCCUUUGAAAACGCGCCAUUAAAUCGCCGAACUCCAACUCGAACAUACAGUGAUAUGUUCGGGUUCAGGUCCGGGGUCCAAAAAACCUAAUGUUCGGUACGAACCCGAACUUUUUAGUUCGGGUUCGCUCAACUCUAUCCCUGUAUAAAGCUGUCAGUGUUCCCUGCUCUCUCUCACUCAAUCCUUGUAUAAAGCUGUCAGUGUUCCCUGCUCUCUCUCUCAUUGUAUAAUGCUGUCAGUGUUCCCUGCUCUCUCAAUCACUGUAUAAUGCUGUCAGUGUUCCCUGCUCUCUCAAUCACUGUAUAAUGCUGUCAGUGUUCCCUGCUCUCUCAAUCCCUGUAUAAUGCUGUCAGUGUUCCCUGCUCUCUCAAUCUCUGUAUAAAUCUGUCCGUGUUCCCUGCUCUCUCUCACUCAGUCCCUGUAUAAAGCUGUCUGUGUUCCCUGCUCUCUCUCACUCAAUCCCUGUAUAAAGCUGUCUGUGUUCCCUGCUCUCUCUCACUCAAUCCCUGUAUAAAGCUGUCAGUGUUCCCUGCUCUCUCUCUCACUCAGAGUAACUUGUAGUUUAGCUCAUUACAAUUUCCAAGUAGCGUGCCCAAUGCUGUGUAUUAUUCAUAUGUAAUUCACCAUAACAAAAGUAUACCCCACUUAAAAUCAAGGGAACAAAACACCUUAGUUUAGAAUGGUUUUCAAACAAGCUUAUUCACAAUUUCAACAAAUUUGGUUCAUUAUAAAAACAUAUGCAUCAAAAUAGGAGGUUUGUUGAAAAAAGUUUCUGAAAAAUGUAAAGUAAGAAAAUUAGCUUGAACUCCUUUUGUGAAAUGUUUUUGUGUAGACUCUCCUAAAUUUUCCAUUUUCAUUUUGAAGGUUUCCCAAGGACAAAGAUGUGAGGAAGAAGUGGGAAGUGGCUUUGAGAAGAGAAGGAUUCACUGCAAGUGAUUCAUCAGUGCUUUGCUCUCAACAUUUUAAGCAGGGUGAUUUUGAUAGGACGGGUCAGAUUGUCAGACUCAGAGAUGGUGUUAUUCCAUCUGUCUUCAGCUUCCCGGUUCACCUUCAAAAGGUAGGUGUAUCAUCAUAAGGUUAUUAGCAUUCAUAAUUUGAUAUUUUCUAUUAUCAAACACAGGGCAGGGUGAGAUACUUAUCCGUAUAUAUAUAUAUAUUAUGCUUCUUUAUUUUAGUUGGAAAUGGGCAGGUCGACAUCUACCUCCAGAAGAGCUGAAGAAAGCUUACCUAUGGCCUCUCAGGAUUCCAAAGAAACAGCAACCUCAAAACCUCACCCUACUGAUGUGAAUAUUUCUACUUUAAAUAUCAUAUCAUAAUGUUCCUGGACAUAUUAAAAAUCGAACUUGUUUGUUGCCACUCAUAUUAAACACACUCACAAGUAAACGAAUACAACAAACCAUGUUCAUCCCUUUUUCUACUAGGAUCAUAGCUAUGCCUUGCCUGCUUCCCCUACAACUCUUAAGACCAGACUCAAUGAAGCCUUAGCAAGAGGGGAAAGUCUGGAACGAGAGAAGAAGAAUGCCAGGGCCAGAGAAAAGAGGGCAAAGACCACAGUAAAGAGUCUUUUGGGGGAUUUGAGGAAAAAGCACCUAAUUAAUGAAGAACUCAAAGAGAAGCUUGAAUUCUACUCAGGUAGAGUUUUUUAUGAUUGCUUAUACACUAAAAUUAAACUUUUCCCACAAUCUCAAAGCAAAAGCUUUCAAAUGAACACACCAAUUGAUUAAACACAGCCGCCAGGUGUGCACCAUAAUAUAUAUGUCUAUGCUGUGCACACACACUGACGGUUAAUUGUAGACACACCAAUCUGGUGCAAGCACGUUGCCUUGCAAAUGAAAAUAUAACCUGUGAUAUUUACAAGGACCUGUGACCAGAUCCAGCAAAGCAGAGAGAUGUUUAGUUUUCUUUUUUAUUAGAUACUGAACUGGAUAUGUAAUUUAUGUUCCAGUAUUACUGUAAGCACAAAGUACAAUGGUACAGAGGCGUCAUGCCCAUUGAAAUUGAGGGGUACGUGACCCUUGAGAUUUUUAGAGGUAAUUGGAUUUUGCAUUCAUUUUAAAUCAUAACAUUUCAGAUAGACCUCAUGGCAAAGCAGGGCAAUGAGUACACAAAGGACUACAGAGAGUUUGCGCUCACGCUCCAUCUACAUGGUCCAAAGGCAUACAAAUACCUCAGAGAGAGACUGCAUUUUUCCCUCCCACAUCCACAUACAUUACAAAGGUAGGCUUAAUAUUGUCCAAUUUUAAGUUUUGGAAAUUACAGAUGUAAACACGUUAAAUCGUUUCCUCUCAAUUUUUUACAGGUGGCUGCAUUCGGUGGAUGCCAAGCCUGGCCUAA